AUGGGCCAGAAGGCAGGCGACCUUGGCUGGCGGUCAGCGAGAUGCUACCCGAGCGGGGGUCUGCAGCACAGGCUCAGGAAAGGCACGUUCCCUUCCUUCUCCCGAGUGCUUCUCAGGCUCCCCCCUCAUUUUGCCCACCCUCUCCCCAUCUCUCCAGGGCUCAGCCUUUUGCUGCUGUCCUUGCUCCUGGCUCGAGCUGGUGUCUGGGGAUUUCCGAGGCCCCCAGGGAAGCCCCCCCUGACCCUGCAGGAGGAGUUCAAGGUCAGCCUGCAUCUUGCCAGGAAGCUGCUCUCCGAGGUUCGGGCCCAGGCCCGCCACUUUGCUGAUGUUCACCUGCCAGGAGUGAACCUGGACCUCCUGCCCCUGGGAGAGCAGCUCCCCAAUGUUUCCCUGACCUUCCAGGCCUGGUGCAGCCUCUCGGACCCAGAGAGACUGUUCUUCCUCUCCAUGAAACUUCGCCCCUUCCAAGCCCUACUGGGGGGGCUGGGGAGCAAGGGGAGCUGGGCCAGCUCAGAGAGAACGCGGCUGUGGGCCAUGAGGCUGGAUCUCCGAGAUUUGCAGCGACAUCUACGCUUCCAGGUGCUGGCUGCAGGAUUGAACCCCCCUGAUGAUGAGGAGGAGGAGGAGGAGGGGAAGGGGCUGCUCCUGGGGACCCUGGGCGGCCCCUCCCAGCUGUCCUGGCCCCAGCUCCUCUACACCUACCAGUUGCUGCACUCCUUGGAGCUUGUCUUGUCUCGGGCCGUGCGGGACUUGCUGCUGCUCUCCCAGGCUAAGAACCCAGUCCAGGCCUGGGGGUGCCCAACACUGGCUGGCUCCCAGCCCUGA
Miniopterus natalensis is the source of this 825-nucleotide messenger RNA. The record is from RefSeq and is a predicted model, not a curated record. Lineage: Eukaryota; Metazoa; Chordata; Mammalia; Chiroptera; Miniopteridae.